CCGCUGGUGUCUGCAGUGUGUAGACGAAACUCCCGCUGUUGAAACAUAAUUGAUGGAGUUAGUGUCGACACACCCUUAACUUUAAGUUUUUAAACCACUUUACCCGAGGAAGGGUGGAAAACGUGCGUGCUGGUGACCGUGGGAGGAUCGCAGGGGCUCUGAUCAUUGGCAGCAAUGGGGAUUCAUGAUUUCACAACCACAGCUGCACAACUGUAUGACAACUGGAUCAAAGAUGCAGACCCCAGGACAGAAGACUGGCUUCUCAUGUCAUCACCACUGCCACAAACCAUCAUUAUUUCUUUAUAUAUCUACUUUGUGGUGUCACUGGGGCCGAGAUUAAUGGAGAACAGGAAGCCAUUCGAACUGAAGCGGGUCCUCAUCGUCUAUAAUUUUAGCGUCGUGGCCUAUUCUCUUUACAUGUGUUAUGAGUUUGUCAUGUCAGGUUGGGGAACAGGGUAUUCAUUCCAUUGCGAUCUGGUGGACUACUCGCAGUCGCCACAAGCCAUGAGGAUGGCAUGGACCUGCUGGCUCUAUUACUUUUCCAAGUUCAUUGAAAUGUUAGACACAGUUUUCUUUGUGCUCCGGAAAAAGCACAGUCAGGUGACUUUCCUGCAUGUCUUCCAUCACUCCAUUAUGCCUUUCACCUGGUGGUUUGGAGUCAGGUUCUCUCCAGGUGGAUCGGGGACAUUUCAUGGCCUUCUCAACUGCAUCGUUCAUGUCAUCAUGUAUACAUACUAUGGGCUGUCAGCUCUGGGACCUGCCUACCAGAAGUUUCUAUGGUGGAAGAAACAUCUGACGUCAAUGCAGCUAAUCCAGUUUGUCAUUGUAACCUGUCAUAUUAGCCAGUACUUUUUCAUGAAAGACUGUCCUCACCAGUAUCCCAUAUUCAUCUACAUCAUUGCUCUCUAUGGCCUCAUCUUCCUCAUCCUCUUCCUCAACUUCUGGUACCACGCCUACACAAAAGGCAAGAGGCUUCCCAAAGGCCAAAGAAAUGCAACUGUGGCACAAAACAACAAUGAUGUACACCGCAAAAAAGAAUAACUGGUGCGACCUGAUCAAGCAAUCAGCAAUGACAAUCUUACUAAGACAGCUGUGUGGCUGAAUUUUUAUAUCGGGAAUAUUUAUAUGUAUACCAUGUGGUUUAUCUCAAUGUCCUGGGUAAGUUACUGUAAUGAGUGGGUAUUGCAGUCCAGGCUGUUUCUUCCUUUCUACGGGGCAUUCGAGUCGAAUUCUGGCACGUUGCCCUAAGGGCUGUUCACAUUGCCACUCCUUAACUCUUUGUUUUCUGCAUACUAAAUGUGUUUCCAGUUCCUCAUUAAUGAAAUGUGAAUGAGACCGAAGCCUUGUUUGAUGUUUUAGACACAAUUUUUGUAUGUUUUAUCUGUUACUAAGCUGGAAAAGUGUAUACAUGUUCCAUUUGGUGACACAUUUGUCGUAACAUCUUCUUUCCCUACGAAAGGAAACUUUGCGAGAAUUUUACCACGUACAAUAGGUGCUAAUUCAUGUAAUAUAUGUAUGCCUGUGGUUUCCACCCCCAUUGUGACAUUGAGUUCAGAGUGUAUGAUAGCAAAAUUUUAACUGUCCUUGAAGGAACCAGUGCAUUGAUUUGAUUUGAUCUGAAACUGCUCUAAUGGUGAAAUGGGACAGGAAUUGCGAAGCUCUGUGUGACUACGUCCUUAAUAUAGUUACUGCUUUGAUUUGUCAUAUAGUGUUGUUAUGAAUGUUUUGGGCUCUUCAGCCUGGACAGGAGCCCCAUGUCAUUUUUGUACAAGAAAGUUUGGUAUGUUAAUUGAUUCUGUUUUAAAUAUUUAUGUGAAAAUAAAUGCUGUAUUCACUAA
Molecule: messenger RNA, 1838 nt
Organism: Paramisgurnus dabryanus
Lineage: Eukaryota; Metazoa; Chordata; Actinopteri; Cypriniformes; Cobitidae
Gene: elovl7a
Product: ELOVL fatty acid elongase 7a
Biological process (GO): sphingolipid biosynthetic process; fatty acid elongation, monounsaturated fatty acid; fatty acid elongation, saturated fatty acid
Cellular component (GO): endoplasmic reticulum membrane; endoplasmic reticulum
Molecular function (GO): fatty acid elongase activity
Source: RefSeq, a predicted model, not a curated record